AUGACCUCGCGUAUCGAGAAGACCAUUGCUCGUCAGCGAGAAAAAAUUGCCUCCGGUGCUUACUACGAAGCGCACCAGCAACUGCGUGUCAUCGCUGCGCGGUACAUCAAACAAGCAAACUACGAUGCGGCGGCGGAACUCCUGGCUGGCGGUGCGACCGCUCUUCUGAGGGCCGGAUCUCAGCAAGGAGCUUCCGCUAGUGGGGGGGACCUAGCUAUUAUGCUAGUUGUCGAGGUGUUUACCAAGGCAGGCUGGGAGAUCACGGGAGGGGAUGAUGAUACAGAAGGCCGUGCUCGAAAGAAGCUCCUAAUCGAACUCUUACACGAGUUUCCACCCGGCGAACCUACCCGGAAACGCUUCAUCCAGGAGAUGAUCGGCUGGAGUAGUCGGUAUGGGCCUUUGCAGAGAGGGGACCCUGAACUGCAUCAUGCAGCUGGAUUGACUUACGCUGAUGACCAUGAACCGUAUGACGCCGAGAAGCAUCUGGUUUUUGGAACACCCGAAUCGGCCGAGGCUCUGGCAAAACUGGAGUAUGAAUGGUACACAAGCGACGACCCGCAUACGGCGGCGAUUUACGCAUCACGCGCAGUUUUCCCUUACCUUUUGACGGGGAAUCUUCGCGGUGCCAACAAAGCUCUCCUUGUUUUCCGAUCACGACUUUCCUCCAACCCUACUCUUGGCUCACAAGAGGUCAGCAGUGCGAGCUCCGAUGUACAAGUCUUCCCUGCAUUGCCAUUGGUGAAUUUCUUAAGCAUGCUGCUCCUUACGAUCCAACGUGGUAGUGCAGACGUCUUCAAACAGCUCACUUCACACUACGCGGCACAAAUUCAAGAAGUUGGCAUUUGGGAUGAUGCAUUGACGCAGAUUGCCGAGCAGUACUUUGCAAUCAAAGCCCCAAGGCAGGGCAAUCCUUUGUUGGACAUGAUGGGUAGCAUGUUGUUUGGAGGAGGUCAAGGUCAAGACGGGGCAGGUGGCCGGAGGUUGCCUCAAGGUCGAGGGGGACAGUCAAGGGGGGUUGAGGUGCCUCCAGCGAGUAUGGAUCUUGAUUAG
This is a messenger RNA of Aspergillus tanneri, 1050 nucleotides long. RefSeq names its product protein GET4. Bases 1 to 1050 code for a protein of 349 amino acids. Gene Ontology annotation, cellular component: TRC complex; cytosol. Gene Ontology annotation, molecular function: protein binding. NCBI's taxonomy places the organism in Eukaryota, Fungi, Ascomycota, Eurotiomycetes, Eurotiales, Aspergillaceae. The transcript is spliced from 4 exons. Gene Ontology annotation, biological process: protein insertion into ER membrane. The record is from RefSeq and is a predicted model, not a curated record.